UACAACAUUUUAAUGAUAAUAACGUAUUUACAAUAGGUACAGUCGCUCGAAUAACGACAACGAUGUUAUUGUGUAAAGUUUUAGUUAUGCGCGUCGGACGGUCUAGUGCUGGUGCCGUCGCCUCCUUCGUAAAUCGUCGGUUGUCGAGCAGUUGUAGGCAKUUGUAGUCCCAUUAAUAAUAUUAUAAUAACAUUUCGUCUUCGUCGCCGUUUCGCUUUUUUAAUAAUAUUCAUUGGUUUUUUUAUUUUAUUUCCCCUACUCUCGUCGUUUGCUAGCCGCCAAUUGAGUGAUGCGCUCGCUCGCGUGACUUGCGACCAUUAUCUCUAGACUCGACCCGCGCGUCUGUCUUUUAACCUCUAGAUUACGUCCAGACUUUGAUAGGGCYGAUAGUCGUCGUUGGACGGCUGGUGGUGCGCACAAUGUGCAACCGACGCCUAGCCACCGUUCGCUGUCUGUCCGCUGACAGUGCUCCUUGAAUUUCGUCGAACAAUGCAGGUACCUAAGUGCAACGACACUAUGGCGUCAGAGUCGGCUGAUAAUGGCCUGUGUGACAAGUCCAUAUCACUCCGCAAGCACCGCAAAAAUAUAUUUAAUAAAUCAGCAUUGAGGAUGGUAGCUGCAGAAAUGACAAGUAAUCAAGAUAAAGAUGUCUCUCAAGUGCAAUACAUUGAUAUCAGUCCUGAUUUUCUAACAACUGGACGAACUGGCAGAAGGAAUGCAUUACCAGAUAUACUAGGUGAACAUAAACUGACGUCCACGGCUGACUUACCCGACCGAUUACAAGCACUGACAACAAAUGAGGGAGCUGGGACGACAAGUAAUAUGCAACCUUCAACAACUAGUAGCGAUUCAGACAUGACUAAAACACAAAAUGCAACAUGUUGAAUGACAGAACAAAAAUGAAAAAAUAUUAUCUACUGCUACUGUAUGUUCUGAAGGUAAAAUGAAACAAAGUAAACUCAUCUGGAUUGGCUAAAUGUUAAAGCCUCAAAUAUUUUUGAGUUGAACAGAUACCUAAUAGUUUUAAUGUACUUCUAGUCUUUUAACAAUCAGACCAAAGCAUAAAAGUACUUUUAUUUGAAUUUUUUGAAUUUAUAUAUUUAGUUCCAUAAUUUUAUUUAUUUGAAUCGAAAGGUUUUGUUCCUCUAUUAAAUUGACUGUAUGUAACUUUUUUCUUUUUGUGAAAAACAAUUGUAGUAAGUAUUUAAUUCCUUAGUUAUAAAAAAUUAUUUUUUGUGCUAAACUAUGUCCUAAACCUAAAUUAUUUGAUUACGUUUUAAUAUA
Molecule: messenger RNA, 1284 nt
Organism: Diuraphis noxia (Russian wheat aphid)
Lineage: Eukaryota; Metazoa; Arthropoda; Insecta; Hemiptera; Aphididae
Biological process (GO): negative regulation of protein kinase activity
Molecular function (GO): cAMP-dependent protein kinase inhibitor activity
Source: RefSeq, a predicted model, not a curated record